This is a messenger RNA of Chenopodium quinoa (quinoa), 3175 nucleotides long. Its product is annotated as putative pentatricopeptide repeat-containing protein At3g16890, mitochondrial. Bases 238 to 2358 code for a protein of 706 amino acids. The transcript has 3 exons. Gene Ontology annotation, molecular function: protein binding. NCBI's taxonomy places the organism in Eukaryota, Viridiplantae, Streptophyta, Magnoliopsida, Caryophyllales, Amaranthaceae. The record is from RefSeq and is a predicted model, not a curated record.
CAAAUACCAAGCCAACUCGAAAUAACCUAAUUCAAAUUUUGACUUGUUUGAACACUAUUUUAGCAUUGCCUAACUCGACCCGACUUUACCAAACCGACUUGGAUACGCGUAUUGUCAUCUCUGAUUAGACAUUUACAGUCCGGGGGCACUACGGAAAACUCCGUAACAAGUACGAGUAACAAUCCGACUGUGGUUGCUUCAUCUGCAUUCUCUCCUGCAAAAAGGGGACAUGAAGAAAUGAGAGGCUUCUCAAAUUUAGCUUCUAGGGCUUCUCCUGCGCUUAGAAACUCUACUCAAAAUCCCCCAAAUCAAUUGAAAACCUUCCAAAAACAAAACCCUUCAAUUGUUACUUCAAAAUACCAGCAAUUUGAAGCGAGAAAUUUGGGAGGUAAGUCUUCGCUCAAUCCUCGUUUUAACAAUUCCAGCUUUAGGUAUACUUCUGAACACAAAUUUCCCCCAAAUUCAAUUGAUCAUAUAACCCUAACUCAGAUUUUAUUGAGAAAAGAUUGGCAUUUGUUGCUAAACCAUGAAUUAAAGGCUGGGAGGGUGGUUCUAACCCCACAAUCUGUGGUUAGUAUUUUGCACAAUCAUGAAAACUUGUUAAUUUCAAUUAGGUUUUAUAUUUGGGUUUUGAAUAUUAAUCCAUUAUUCCAAAAGAAUCAGCAAAUUCGCGGUGUUUUGGGUAAUAAUCUAUAUAGAAAAGGUCCGGUUUUGUUGAAUGCUGAGUUAGUUGAGGAUAUUAGGAGUUCUGGGUAUCAGAUUACUGAGGAUUUUAUAUGUAUUUUGAUUGGAAGUUGGGGUAGAUUAGGUUUAGCUAAGUAUUGCGUUGAGAUUUUUGGACAAAUUUCAUUUUUGGGUCUUAGUCCUACUACUAGGUUAUAUAAUGCUGUACUUGAUGCUUUGAUAAAGUCGAAUUCGCUUGACUUGGCGUAUUUAAAGUUCCAGCAGAUGUGUGCUGAUUAUUGUAAACCGGAUAGGUUCACCUAUAAUAUCCUUAUUCAUGGGGUUUGCAAGGCCGGAGUUGUCGAUGAAGCUCUUCGGUUGGUUAAGCAGAUGUCGAGUUUAGGUUAUGCACCUAAUGUGUUUACAUAUACCAUACUAAUUGAUGGAUACUGUAAUGCUAAUAGGGUAAAUGAUGCCUUAAGGGUUUUGGAGACAAUGAGGGUUAAGAAAGUGGCUCCUAGUGAUGCUACAUAUAGGUCACUGGUGCAUGGAGUGUUCCGUUGUCUUGGGAAAAAUGAGGCAUUUAAACUGUUAUCUGGAUUUGUUGAGCGAGAAUCAAUUUUGCCUAAAGCACUUUGCGAUACUAUAUUGCUCUGCCUCUCGAAUGACUCUAUGGCCAGAGAGGCAGCUUCAUUUUUGAGAAAAUGCAGGGAAAGAGGCUAUCUGCUUGAUACUUCUGUUUUUAACAUCACAAUGAAUUGUUUAAUAAAGAAACUGAAUGUUGAGGAGACUUGUGAAAUAGUGGAUAGCUAUAUAGAAUUAGGUUUAAAUCUAUCGUUUCAAAGUUAUCUUACCCUAAUUGAAACUUUGUUCAAAGGGGGAAAAGAGAGAGAAGGAAGUCAGUAUUUGAUGCAGAUGUUUCAAGCUGGAUUACUAUCAAAUGUGAACUCGUACAAUAUGGUAAUAGAUUGCUUGCUGAAAGCUAGGAUGGCUGAAGAGGCACUAGAUAUGUUCUUAGGGAUGCAACAAGGAGGCAUUACACCAAACCUUACUACUUUCAAUACAUUAAUUGAUGGGUGUUUUAAAACUGGGAAAAUAGACAGGGCUUGUGAAUUCUUGGUGACGCUCUUACAGCAUGGUUUUAAACCAGAUAUAUUCACUUUUAGUACAGUAAUUGAUGGUCUCUGUCGGGUGAACAAGAUUAAAGAUGCAUUUGAUUGUUUUGCGGAAAUGAAGGAGUGGGGUGUUAAUCCUAAUUCAGUGACAUACAACAUAUUGAUUCGCUCUUUGUGCAUUGUUGGGGAUAUUUCUCGUUCCAUUGCAUUGUUUAAAAAGAUGCAAGCUGAUGGAAUAAGCCCAGAUGCUUAUUCAUUCAAUGCUUUGAUUCAAAGCUUUUGCAAAAUGAAUAGGAUUGAAAAGGCAAAACAUUUGUUUGUCUCCAUGAUUGCCUCGGGGCUGGCUCCAGACAGUGUCACUUAUGGUGCGCUAAUUAAAUCAAUGUGUGAUACUGGUAAAUCUCACGAGGUGAUGGAUAUUUUAAUGUCAAUGGAAGCUAAUGGAUGUGUUCUGGAUUCAUGUACCUGUAAUUUACUUGUCGAUACCCUUGUAAAAUUGGGUCAGUUCAAAGAAGCCCAGGAAGUUGUCAGUAAAUGCAACCAGUGGGGUGUAUCAGUGAAGUCUGUCUCAAUUUUGUGAGCCUUGAUUUCAAGUCCUGUUCUGGGCCUUCUGGCAUUUGAGCUGCCCCGAAGGAGGUUUAGUCCCAAAGCAUAUGCUGUGUGUUCCCAUUUACUGCUGACUUGGCUGCAUCAGAGGACUCUUUAAUCUGGAUUUUGGGGAAACUUUUCUAGGCAACCAAAAUGCUACAUCCCAAAAGAUGGCUAGUAUGCGACAAUCUUUUAAAAGACUGCUUGGUCUAGGAGCUAUACAUUGUGGAGCAACUAUAGCUUCAGAAAUAGAGAGGUGUUGCCGUGUGAGAUAUAUUAUUGUGCCCCUCAGAGGAAGUGACAGUCGUGGGAGGAGUAUAGCAGGUGAAGUUCUAUAAAGUGCUCAAGUUACUAAAGUGCUCCAAAAGGGACACUGCUUAAAGGAAGUGGUUUAAUAUAAGGAUGCAUUGAGAUACACGGCUUUCUCUAAAAUGGAUGACCUUAGAGAUGCAGUCCAAGCAGAUGCACAUGGAAAAACUAUGAAAAAUUCACUUUCCGCUGCAGACACAACAGCAAUGGAGAAUGGAGGCAAGAGUGACUUGUCAUGUACUGUGCUAGUAUCGGUAUAAUAUCAUAUAAGUUUACCAUAGCAUGAUGGAAUAUAAUUUGUUUUCAUCUAAAAUGGAGAGCAGUCAUGCUACAACAAUAAAAGUUCGAUGUGAGAUGAUCUUUUUUAGGAAGGAUUAUGAACUGGGCUCUUGUAUUUCUGGAGAAAGAGGAAUUUUGCUGCUGUUGUACAUUAUUACACUCUUUACAGUACUGUUAUACUCAUAAAUGAAUAAUAAGUAUUCUUCCUGUUUCAUACGCAA